Cercocebus atys (sooty mangabey) is the source of this 2902-nucleotide messenger RNA. It is a transcript of the gene MOCS2, whose product is annotated as molybdenum cofactor synthesis 2. Gene Ontology annotation, cellular component: cytosol. Gene Ontology annotation, biological process: Mo-molybdopterin cofactor biosynthetic process. The record is from RefSeq and is a predicted model, not a curated record. The coding region runs from base 237 to 803 and encodes 188 amino acids. The transcript has 7 exons. Lineage: Eukaryota; Metazoa; Chordata; Mammalia; Primates; Cercopithecidae. Gene Ontology annotation, molecular function: molybdopterin synthase activity.
CGCGCCUGCGCGUCUGCGGCUGUAAUUUGGUCUUGCUGUCCCGGGCGGGAUGGUGCCGCUGUGCCAGGUUGUAGUAUUGUAUUUUGCAAAAAGUGCUGAAAUAACAGGAGUUCAUUCAGAGACCAUUUCUGUGCCGCAAGAAAUAAAAGCGUUGCAGUUGUGGAAGGAGAUAGAAACUCGACAUCCUGGAUUGGCUGAUAUUAGAAAUCAGAUAAUAUUUGCUGUUCGUCAAGAAUAUGUCGAGCUUGGAGAUCAGCUCCUCCUGCUUCAACCGGGAGACGAAAUUGCCGUUAUCCCCCCCAUUAGUGGAGGAUAGUGCUUUUGAGCCGUCUAGGAAAGAUAUAGAAGAAGUUGAAGAGAAAUCUAAAGACGUUAUAAACUUUACUGCCGAGAAACUUUCAGUAGAUGAAGUCUCACAGUUGGUGAUUUCUCCGCUCUGUGGUGCAGUAUCUCUAUUUGUAGGGACUACAAGAAAUAACUUUGAAGGGAAGAAAGUCAUUAGCUUAGAAUAUGAAGCGUACCUACCCAUGGCGAAAAACGAAGUCAAAAAGAUUUGUAGUGACAUUAGGCAGAAAUGGCCAGUCAAACACAUAGCAGUGUUCCAUAGACUGGGCUUGGUUCCAGUGUCAGAAGCAAGCAUAAUCAUUGCUGUGUCCUCAGCCCACAGAGCUGCAUCUCUUGAAGCUGUGAGCUAUGCCAUUGAUACUUUAAAAGCCAAGGUGCCCAUAUGGAAAAAGGAAAUUUAUGAAGAGUCAUCAUCUUGGAAAGGAAACAAAGAGUGCUUUUGGGUAUCCAACAAUUAAUCACUUAGUUUUUAGAGCCUGCAAUCUUAACUUUGUUAAACUAUGAUCAUUGAUCACAUUUUGAUUUUUUUCUCUCCACAUUAGGAUAGUUUACUGAAGCACAGUCUCUUAUGUUAUACUAGUGGGACAAAAGGAAGAAAACGGAAGCAAGAUAAAUGGAUAUGUAGGAUGAAGGGUUAUUUAAAAUGGAACUAAAGAUAGAAGGAGGACUGUAGGAAAGAAAUGGAAUAAUUUAAAAGCGAGGAAAGAUGUCUGUGGUAGACAUGUCCUUCCAUGACUAAUUUCUAAUUGUAACUCAAACUCACAUUGAGGUAUGGGCCCUCCUCAGUGACUUUGACUGACUCAGAAAGAUACUCCCCCACCAGCCCCACCUCACCACCGCCAUCCGGGUUCAGGGAGAGCGUUAUUAUCAAGGAUGCAUGACAGGAAUGUUGGCAGAACUGGAAAGUAUUAAAAAAUCAUUAUCAGACAGUCUUGAUAUAUAUUUUCAGAAAUAUAUUAAAAAUAAUAAACUAAAACCGAUUUCAAAAGUUUAAAAAUAGUAUUUUCUUUUUUUUUAAAUUGCCUAAAAUAGUUCUUACUAUGGAGAUUUCUGGGAUUUUAGAAUCUCUAAUCUUACCAGAAAACUUUGUUUUUAUUAGUUGUUAAUUUUGUAUCAAUAUACAAAUCAGGACAAAAUUGUCAUAAAUACCUGUUAUGAUUUUGUGUUUUAGGAAAUUUACGUGGUUUGUGUUAAAAUGUUUAGGUAAACAAUGCCCUAAUUUUUAGUUGGUUAAGCUUUAUAGUAUUUUGAUAGACUUGUAUAUAUAAGUCCUAUAUAUUUCUUAAAAUUUUUUUCCAGCUUUAUUGAGGUAUACUUGACAAAAAUUGUAUAUAUUUAAAGUAUACAAUAUGAUGUUUUGAUACACAUAUACAUUGUGAGGUGAUUACCACAAUCCAGCUAAUUAACAUAUUCCUCACCUCACGUAGUCCCUUCUUUUGUGUGGUGAGAAUAUUUAAGAUCUACUCUCAGCAAAUUUCAAGUAAACAUAUAGCUCAUAAAAUAAUAAAAUACUAGCACAAUUUGGGCAGUUGUCAUCACAAAAUUUGCAUUCUGCAUAUUAAGAACAAAAGGUAUACUUUCAGACACUUAGAUUGAAGGAUUUUUUUCUUAUGUUUGGGCAAAUAAGAAACCUAGUAAUCCUUUUUGUUAUAUCUAGUGAAAACAUCUUUUACCUAAGGAAUCCAUUUAUUCAACAAAUAUUUAUUGAAUGACUAUUUUGUGCCAGGCACCCACCCAGUGAUCUUUUUCUACCAACCUAAAAUACCUCGGGGAACACUCUGCAUCUUAUCUGUGGCUGGGACCCACAGGACAGCCACACUGACUUUAGGAAUCACCUGGUUACAUCAGUUGAUGCUUAUUUCUGGAGAGAUUGGUCCAGAAGGAUACUGGAAGGGCAGACAAACCCUUCGCCUACUUCCUCUGCCGGGUUUGGGUUGCCUGUUUCCUCUGCCGGGUUCGGUUCAGCCUUACCCUCUCAUUUCAGUGUCACUCUGUGCUUGCCAUCGAGCUUCAGCCUGUCCCCAUUGGAGAGCAGGGGUGGGUGGUGGCUGUUGAUUAUAUCUGAAAGCACAUUAUCAUGGGGUUACUGGGUCACUGUAGAUAUUUCUAGGAUUUUGUACAUAGGUUGUUAAAUGGAUGUUUAUUUUGUCAUAUGCAGUGUUGAUAGGUAUAUGUGGAUUUCAAGAUUUUCUUAAAUAUUUCUUUAGAAGUUCCUUAUGUUUUUAAAGAACAUAGAACAUUCUUUAUAAUUUAAAAGAAUCAUACUUUCAGUAAGUAGGCUUUAUUCUAAGUUUGGAACUGAGACUGUUAUGCUUUUAAAGUCUACAAUAGAGAGGUUAAGGAGUUAACCUGGGGCAUGCCAGAACUGGGAUGGAAUGGCCUUGAAAGAUUUUAGUGCAUUGCACUUGACUUAGAUAGGAUCUUUCCUGACCCUUGCUUACUUAGGAAUGGCAGAGUUAAUUGGUGGUUCAGGUAUUAAGGGGCUACUAUCACUCUGAUACGUAGCUUUUCCAUCUCUGUAACUUGUCUUCAAGUAACUGGAAGAGUAAUAUAUAUA